AUGCCCAGACAACGUAAAGCACCAGCCAAGAGGCAAAAGCGAAAGGCUUCAUCCGACGAUGAAUCUGAGAGAUCUGUUUCCUCGAAGAAGUCGAAGGUCCAGACCCCAGUCGAGACGUCCGACGAUGGAGAAGAGCAAUCUGAUAUGGCUGAGCUACACAAGGCACAGGCACAGGUUCUGAACCUAUUACCUUCGCUAGGACUCGACCCCUACUCAACCAUGUUCUCGAACAAGCUUGACUCGAGCAUGCCUGUUGAUCUGUCGUCGUUUUCUAACCCAGGUGCCUCUCCGCUCCCUCCGCUUCCGGAAGGACCCAAGCGCCAGGUCAAAUGCAGGAAGGCUGAAAAUACGGAGGUCGCAGAUCCAAAGGGGCUUCUUACGGAUCCAACUAUAGGCAAAGAGAUCAAGCUUGAAGAAUUGGAUCUCGAUGUCUCGUAUGUGGACGAGUAUAAGUCCGCGGCACCAGCAAGGCCCCAAAGACAGCCAAGAUGGCGGCAUCAAGGGUCUAAGCCUCUGGUCAACCCGAAGAAAUUCCCGACUGGCUGGAAUUCCAAUGAGCCCGAUCUGGAUCCUGAUGAUUUCGAAGCUCAGAUCGCUAGGUGCGAUGAGAGAAUCAAGGACAACAUUGUUCCUCAUUUCUUUGAGGCAAGGCAGAGAGAGUAUCUGGACGUGAAGGAAGCUGUUGAGACCUGGAUGAAGGAUGAGCCUAAAGGUCUCAGUAGGAAAACCUACGAGCGUCUGGAUACACUCAAGUUUAUUCAAAAAGCCAUUUUCCGCCCCCAAAACGAUCCUCUCUCUGAGAAGAAAAAUGUGAUAGCCAUUAUCAAUGCAUAUCGAACAGGUAAACUUGAGUGGAUCUCCGGUCUUGUCACCUACUGGUCGGAUGGGAAAAAGCUCUGUGAGCCGCGCCCAUUUGACUGGGACGAGUUUGACACUAUCAACAAGGCUCAUUCUGGCCACAAGUCAUUCUGGGUUGAAGGAGUCGGAUCAACGGGGGGAUCUAGCAGGAAUGAGCGGGUGACCAUAGACCCUGAUCGCUAUUGGAAGUACCUAAAAUUUUACAGAUAUCACGUACGAUUCCCCGGUUAUACUUUCUAUGCCGAGCUCGAAUUCCUUCACGACACCGGGGCAAGUGACAUGAGCAUCUACGCGGACGAUCUCCCAGCGAUUAUGGGUCCCCAAAUUAUAAGCUCGCCGUGGCUCAAAGUCGCAGGAUACACCAAAAUCGUGACUCCAGGCCAAGAGCCAACACCAAACAACACUACUGUCCUUCCAGUGGUUGCCAUCGAAGCCACCAUGGUAACCGAGAAUGAAGAUCCGACGAAGGAGAGGCUUCGAAUGACGCCUUGGACCCGAGCAUGGACAACGGUGAAUGUUGGUCGAGCGAACAAGACCCUUGGUGCUCACCGACUCGACGGUCCUUGGUUGCGUCAUCGGUUGUAUAUGGGAUCUGCGCCAGAUGGUUCUGACUGCGUGCAUGUUGCAACUUCAAAGAAUGAUCUCGACUUGAAGAAAGUCGAUUUGAAGAAGACGCCGGGAUUGGCGAAUGACCCUCCGAGAGUUCCUGCUCCCCGAGGAGCCAAGAUGCCUGUGGUUGGAGCUCGUGAUCAGAUACCGAUGCCAGAAUUGGGUUCUAUCAGGCGAAUUGGACGGCCUGUCUUCACCGAUCAAAUUUCUUUGAAGGAGUGA
Molecule: messenger RNA, 1689 nt
Organism: Penicillium brasilianum
Lineage: Eukaryota; Fungi; Ascomycota; Eurotiomycetes; Eurotiales; Aspergillaceae
Source: the annotation of a GenBank genome assembly